Molecule: messenger RNA, 12756 nt
Organism: Diabrotica virgifera virgifera (western corn rootworm)
Lineage: Eukaryota; Metazoa; Arthropoda; Insecta; Coleoptera; Chrysomelidae
Gene: drpr
Product: protein draper
Exons: 16
Coding region: 289-3273 (994 amino acids)
Cellular component (GO): membrane
Molecular function (GO): protein binding; scavenger receptor activity
Source: RefSeq, a predicted model, not a curated record
UUUGUCUUGUCAGUUUGUGUCAGUUGUUCGACGUUUGUGUUGUUGAAACAGCGUGAUUUAGUUUAUUAGUUUGUUUUUUAUUUUCCGAUUUUUCGAGGGUACAUUUUUUUAACGAUAAUCGUGUAGGUGUUUAAGUUUUAGUGUUCCUUUUAUUAAUGUCAGCUGGAUUUUAGCAGUUUAUUAUGUCUUAGGACCUGGCAAUCACUCCCAAGGAGUUUCAACCCCGAUACAUCCACCUGAUAAUCACAGUACAAAACCAUUUAACAAGCUCUUCAUGAACCAUUCAAAAUGCUAGCCUUAUCCGUAGUCAUCUUAUUCUCCUCAUUAUCCCUGACUUUGGGAUUGUUGGAAGGACCGAAUGUGUGUACAACACAGGAAACAUAUACAGUGACAGUGCGAGUAUCGGAAGAACAACCAUAUCAAGUUAGGGAGUACGUGUGGUGCCUGAAUUUCCCUCCAAGAUGCUCAAAAUAUAAGAUUAAGUUUAAGACAGUGUACAAAAUUCAAAAUCUGGUCAAAACUAGACCGGUCGAAGACUGCUGUAAGGGAUAUACGAGAAGUAAUACCGGCGAUAAAUGUAUACCGGUCUGUUCAAAAGACUGCCUUCAUGGAACUUGCACAGCUCCAGAUACUUGCCAAUGCGAAACAGGAUAUGGAGGACCAUAUUGUGAUAUUUCUUGUCCUAAAGGCUUGUGGGGUAGAGAAUGCCAGCACAAGUGCGAAUGCCAAAACAACUCAACUUGUGAUCCUUUCAAUGGAGACUGUCACUGCUCCCGUGGUUGGGUAGGUAAAUUCUGUGAAAGCAAAUGUGACAAGAAACAUUUUGGACAUGAGUGCCUUGAACAAUGCCGAUGCGAGAAUGGUGACUGCGACCACAUAUCAGGGGAGUGUCGGUGCCACGCUGGAUACAUGGGACCACUAUGUGAUGACUUAUGCCCUAUUGGCAAACACGGGUCUGAAUGCAAAUCGGACUGCAGGUGCCAAAACGGCGGGACAUGUGACCCAGAAACAGGAUUCUGUUUCUGUACGAAUGGUUGGACAGGGUCUGUAUGUGCCAACAGAUGUCCUUUCGGAUUCUGGGGUGAAAACUGUGGGGAACAGUGUGAUUGUUACAAUGGCGCUUCCUGUCACCACAUUAACGGUACCUGCGAGUGUCAACCCGGUUUUACAGGAGAUAGGUGUCUAGAUGUUUGUCCGGAAGGUACCUUCGGAAUCAACUGUGGUGAAAAGUGUUCUUGCCAGAAUGGUGCGAAAUGUUCCAAUAGAGACGGCACUUGCACGUGUUCUAAGGGAUGGACUGGAAAACGCUGUGAUCAGAGGAUUUGCCCUGAUGGGUACUUUGGCCCAGGUUGCCAGAAGAUGUGCCAAUGUAACAAGGAGAAUACAGAAAUGUGCCAUCCAUGGACGGGCGAUUGCGACUGCAAAGCAGGAUGGAAUUCUCAGGACUGCACCAGACUAUGCCCUAUCUUGACUUACGGAAAAGGUUGCCAUGAACAGUGUAAAUGCGAGAACAACGCUCAAUGUUCUCCUGUAAAUGGUACUUGCAUCUGCCCACCAGGUUUUACCGGUAAACACUGCGAGAAGAUGUGUCCUGAAGGUAGCUUUGGAGAAGAUUGUGCUCAAAAAUGUGACUGUAAAAACGGUGCAAAUUGCUCUUCCGAAACAGGUCAGUGCCAGUGCCCAGACGGUUGGGAGGGUCAGCAAUGUGAUAGACCAUGCAGCGACAAUUCUUUCGGUGUUCAUUGUAGCAAAAAAUGCUUAUGCAAAAAUGGUGCUUCUUGUAAUCCUGUUAACGGUACUUGUACUUGUGGUGCUGGAUUUACUGGAGAAUUUUGCGAAAGCAAAUGCGACCAAGGCUACUUUGGAAUCAAUUGCGAGCAAGUGUGUGAUUGUCUAGAUGGACACAAUCUUGGAUGCGAUCCUGUCACUGGAAAGUGCAUUUGCAAACCGCAGUGGAAAGGUGUCAUGUGUGAAUCUAUGUGCCCAGAAGGCAAGUUCGGGGAGACAUGCGAACAAACCUGUGAUUGCAAAAAUAACAGUUCCUGUCAUCCAGAGACCGGAAAAUGCUACUGUGCUAGAGGUUGGCAAGGAGAAGAGUGUACUACUCCUUGUGAAAGUGGUUAUUAUGGAAUAGAAUGUAGACAAAAGUGCCCAGCAGUUUCUCAAGGGAACAAAACUUGUGAUCAUAUAACCGGAGAAUAUGUUUGCCCUCCUGGAUACCUAGGCCUUACAUGUGAACACCCAUGCCCCAUAGGAAAGUACGGAAAGAAUUGCUUACAGACCUGUUCUUGCAAAAACGGUGGUGACUGUCAUCAUGUUACAGGAUACUGCCAGUGCCUUCCCGGAUGGGUUGGAAGAAACUGCACGACUCCUUGUCCUUCAGGAAGCUUCGGAAUGAACUGCAGUCAGCAUUGUAAGUGUUUGAAUGGAGGCAUAUGUAGAAGAAAUGAUGGAGUGUGUAGAUGCCAAGCUGGAUGGACUGGUACGCAGUGCACAGAGCUUUGUCCCGAGGGUUACUAUGGAGACCACUGCAUGACACCUUGUGAGUGUGAGAACGACAACUUUAUCUGUCAUCCAGUAGAGGGCUGUAUCUGCAAACACGGAUUCAUAGGAGAUCACUGUGAAGAAUCCAACAUUUUAGGGCGAGUGCGCCACGUAGAGCAAUCUACGGAAGGAGGAUACGGUGUUGUUGUUGCCGUAAUAAUGGUUUCCAUUAUAUUCAUAGCGGUAGUAGUAUUACUGGUCUUCUACUAUAGACGACGAGUGUCUAAUUUGAAGACAGAGAUUGCUCACGUUCAGUAUAUUGCUGAUCCUACAUUUGCUCCAGAUCGAAAUCAUUUUGAUAAUCCAGUAUAUUCUUAUCAAGGUAGUGGCAAGAGAGACAAUGACAAGUUGCUCAACAAUUCGACCAAAAUUCAUAACAAUCUUCAUAAACCAUCGAAUACUAAUUUAGAAAGAGCGCGCCUGGGAGGUUGUUGUUCAACAGACGAUGAUGAUUUGUCAAAAGGUAUGUACGAACCGACCAUAGACGAAUUAAGAACUCUGAAAAAUAGAGAAGCAGAUGCGACGAAUCCGAACAUUUAUCAGAGUAUUGAAAAAUUAGAUCACGUUUAUGACGAAAUUAAACAAAAAGAUGUAAAUAUCGAAAUGGAAUACGACCAUCUCGACUAUACGAGGCCUGCGAGCAGUUUAAAACCACAUUACCAAAGGAUGGCUAGUCCUUUCGGUUCCAGGGAUUUAACAAAAGACGAUAAGAUCGGACCUGCCGAGUAGAUAAUCAUCCAUUAGUAGCUUCUUUAUCCACCUAUUUAUUACUCAAUAUUUUUUACGCAAAUUCGAUAAUAUAGCUAGUAAAAUAAUACUUCCUAUUAAAAACACUUCAAUGGAAAAUAUAAAAUAUUAGGAAUGUCUAGUUUAGCUACUUUAAACUGUAUUUGAUUUCUCCACCUAAAUAAAUACCAUGAUACGAGAGGAUACGUUUGGAAAUUUUAUAUACUGAUAUAGUUUUUCCAUUAUAUUUUUGCACAAACGUCAUGAUUCAUUUGCAAACAAGUUAAAUCCAAACAUUAAGUGAAAGGCUGUAAUUAGUAAAUGUCUGUUACCGGUGGAUGUAUUUUAUAAAGUUAUAUUGUACUGUACGUUUAUAUUUAACUUUGUUAUAAUAUACCUAUUUAACACAAUGUCAUAUAACGUAUAAUUAUAACGUCAAAGACAUGACGUAUUGUUUAUCCUUGUUUAAAUUAUUGAGGUUUCUAUGAACAAGCUGUUUAAUUUUGCGAUACUGGUUUCUGUGAGUAAUAAAGAGACCUAAUUUAAAAAGUAAUUCGUGAAUAAUUGCAUGCAUGUGCAAAGAUAUAAUGGAAGAACUAUAUGUUAUCGUUCACCUUUAAUUGCUAUUGAUCAUUGGCAUUAUCAUCUAUUGGUUCCAUGACAUGUUUGAUUAAUGCUUGUCAUACUUUGAUGUGCAUAUUUCGAUAUGAAUCACAUUACUGAUUACGUUAUUUUUUAUAUUUCUACCAUUUCUUGUGCCUACGGUAUACAGAGAAGGUAAACUUAUCACAAAACAUCAGGAAGGUUGCAAAUACGCAUGCUCGAAACAAAAAUGAAUCUUGAAAACAUUGACUAUUUUAAUUUCACGCUGAAUUGUAUACAAUAUCUUGCAUUAAAAUAAAAUCUAGACAAAUAGAACCACAGAUAAAUCUAUUUUACAUUAUUUUAACAAUGAUUGCUUUUCCAUUGAAGUGUUUUAAGGAUAUCUAGAUGUUUUAGUUCUGAAUUUUCAUUUUUUUUAUUAAGUGACAUAAGCGGGCGUGGGGAUGAUAGAAUAUUAACUAUGAUGUUAAGACUUUUAUUACCUUCCCGGUAUUAUCUAAUGUAACUGUAUAUUCGAUUCAAAGUUCCAGAGUGACAGCGUUUUGUACAAGAUGUUGUACGUAAAAUAAAAUCAAAAAUAGUAGAUCAUACGUUUUAGUUCAGGCAUGGUUAAAUAGUAGACAAUAGAUGGAUAAAUCACAUCAUAGAAUGGAGUCCUACAUAAAGAAGAACGCCAAAUAAAAAAGUUAAAACUAUACUGUGGCGGAAUUCGAAGAACUGAACAUAAUCAAAAAUUAAAUUGAAGAACAAGGACCCAUUGGAUCCUAUGCUCUCGAAUUAUCGGAGCAAUUCGGCGGAAUUCGAAGAACUGAACAUAAUCAAAAAUUAAAUUGAAGAACAAGGACCCAUUGGAUCCUAUGCUCUCGAAUUAUGCUAUGAAUUCGAAGAACUGAACAUAAUCAAGAAUUAAAUUGAAGAGCAUAGGACCCAUUGGCUCCUAUGAUCUUCAAUUUAAUCAUAGAUGAAAUCAUCAAAAGCGCCGACAAAGGCAGAGGAUAGAGAAAGGGAAACAAAGAAGUAAAAAUACUGUUACGCAGACGACAGAAUAUUGGUAGACAAAGAUGAAGACAGUCUGCAAAAAUUAGUCCACAGAUUUAACUAAGUCUAAAGUGAUUUACUAAGCGUGAAAGUCUAAAUAAUUAUUGUAGUCUAUUACCCGGUAAAAUUUGUUAAAACUGUCCCUAUCUGACUGAAAUACUAUCAAUAAAUGAUUUGUCCAGACACGAUAAAGUAAAGUACAGCUAAGAGACGGAAAGGCAGAGCCGAAAAAUUUCUCUGAAUUUACUAAAGCUAGAUAUUUCACAGUUGAUUACUGUGAUCUGUGAUUGUGUAGAGAAACAUACUGCGGUCGGUCAAGCGAAACGUAGAACAGGUGGUACUGACAGCUUGUCAAAGUUGCUUACCUGCAGAGGUAAUUAAAUCAAUUUACUUAGGAUGAAAAUCAGUACACACAUUCUAAAUUGAAUAUAAAUAAAAGUUAUUAUAGUCGGUCAGCUGUAUGACGGAACGGAGCCGGUCGGCCGGCCCCAAUGAAUGUACAGUGUUAUUCACUAUAUUUUGACCCCCUUGUAAACUGCUUUAUUUACAGAAUUAGAAAAAAAUGUAAAAUAUAAGAGUUAUUCGAUUUUUUAAUUAUGAUUUUUUGACAUAUAUAUUGUACUACUGACGUCAUCCAUCUGGGCGUGAUGAUGUAAUCGACUAUUUUUUUUAAAUGAGAAUAGGGGUCGUGUGCUAGCUCAUUAGAAAGGUUAUUCAAUUUUCUAUGCAGUAAUAUAAACCGUAAGAUCAUUAUUUAUACAGGGUGUCCAAAAAAAACUUUUGAAUUAUUAAAUAAACAAUUAAUUUAAAUAAAAAUUUUUUUUUAGACACCCGGUAUAAACAAUGAGGUUAAUGUUUAUAUUACUGAAUAGGGAAUUGAAUAACCUUUCAAAUGAGCUAGCACACGACCCCUAUUCUCAUUUAAAAAUAUAGUCGAUUACGUCAUCACGCCCAGAUGGAUGGCGUCACUAGUACGAUAUAUAUGUCAAAAAAUCAUAAUUUAAAAGUUAAAUAAGUUUUGUAUUUGACAUUUUUUCUAAUUCUGUAAAUAAAGCAGUUUAGAGGGGGUCAAAAUAUAGUGAAUAACCCUGUACAUUCAUUGGGGCCGACCGACCGGCUCUGUCCCGUCAUACAGCUGACCGACUAUAAUAACUUUUAUUUAUAUUCAAUUUAUGUGUGUACUGAUUUUCAGCCUUAGUAAAUGGAUUUAAUUACCUUCGCAGGUAAGCAAUUUUGACAAGCUGUCAGUACCACCUGUUCUAAGUUUCGCUUGACCGACCGCAGUAUGUUUCUCUACACAAUUACAGUAAUCAACUGUGAAAUAACUAGCUUCAGUAAAUUCAGAGAAUUUUUUCAGAACUGCCUCUUGGACUAUAACAUUUUGAGACUUAAAAUAUCUUAAAAUUAAUAUAAUACAGUGGAACCCCGAUAAGUCGGCCCCCGAUAACCCAGAAGUCCGGCUAACCCAGACCGAUUUUCAUCAGAAAAACAUUUCAACAAUAAAAAUGUAUGUAUUAUAAUAUUUGAGAGAUAAUGUGUAUUUGUGUAAUUUGAACUAUACGAUAGUAAAAAUAACUCAUGGUACACGGCGGCAGAGCGAUUCUCUGAUUAUCGGAAACAACAUGCACAUGUAGUAUUCCUUUAUUUAUUUCAAACUGUCUUAGCGUUGAUUAAAAAAGACUGAAAGACUAUUUAAAAAAUUAUUUUUUUAACAAUGGCCUUAGUUUUCACUGUUCUUAAAUAACAUAGCAUCGUUCCGAUUGUGACUGUAUUGUGUGUAGUACAGUCUUGUAUUGUUCGUCUCCGUUUGCUUAGGUUUGUCUUUGCGUGGUUUUAGUCAUUUAGAUGUGUAGGUACUGUGCAUAUAUAUUUCAUGUUAUUUCAAUUAUAACGGAGUUUACCUGUAAGUAUACCGUAUUUUAUUAAUUUUUACCAUAAUCCCCGGCUAACUCGGAUUUUCGAUAACCCGGAUCGGCCGCGGUCCCGAUUAAUCCGAGUUAUCGAGGUUCCACUGUAUAUCAAUUUUAUGAAUACUUGAAGCAUUUUUUACAAUUUUACAUCUUAUACAGGACGCUGUAUUACUUUUAGUAAUUUUAAGACUGGACAAUAUAGAAUAAGAAGUGUUUGUUGCGGACCCUGAUAUUCAGGGAACUUUUUUCGAUACCUUUCUUUAAAAUAAAAAAAAAAAAAAACAAAAAUUAUGAACUAUUUUUGAUAAAGGAUACUUUUCCAAUAAAUUUUUCGUGGUUGCGUAAUACAAAAAUAUAUUAAAAAACAUAAAUUUGGAAGUCAACCUGAUAAACUUAUUGAUGCAGAGUUAGUUGAAACAAAUAUUCGAAUAGUGAAUAAACUCCUAAGUGGAGCCUAGAGAUUUAGAGAAAACGCGCCAUUGAUUCUAAUUUGCACCUAAUUCCAAGCACCUAUCUCGUCCAUGAUGGAUCUUCUCCAAGUUUGUGCUGCGCGACCCCUCUUUCUUUUUACUUGCGAGUUUCACUCUAGGGCGGUCUUGACAAUACUGGAGUUAUUUUUCGGAGUGUGUGACCGAUCCAACCCCCCUUUCUGAAGUUUAUUUCAUUUUCUACCCUGUUUUGUUCAGUCACGUGUAGUAGAUCUUCGUUUCUGAUGAUGUUAGGCCAGAAAAUACGAACAAUUCUACGUAAAAAUUUGCUAACAAAGACCUGUAGUUUGUCUGUGAGGGAUUUUGUCACUUUCCAGGUUUCACAUUCGUAGAGUAAAACAAACAUGACAUUUGACUGGAAUAUUUGGAUCUUUGUCCUUAUAGUAUACACGCCAUACCUCCAAACAGGAUUGAGCAUGCUGAAUGCUUGCUGAUCUUUUCGUAUCCUCAUACGAAUAUUGUCUUCUGUACCUCCGUUUUCUGUUAUGACACUUCCAAGAUAUGCAAAGUUUUCCACAUUUUCAAUCUGCAUGUUGUCGAUACAUAGUAAAUAGCAUUUACAAAUUUCCUUGCAUUUAUUUUCAUGGACUUGGUUUUAGUAAUAUUGAUUUUCAAACCUAUUUUAUUGGCUUCAGUGGAAAGUGAUUCCAAUUGGUCAGCCACAUCUUUGAACCUUUGUCCUGAUAGGUCUGGAUCACGCGUUCCAAAAAAAAGUUAAUUAAUAGCAAGCUGAAAAUGUGUUAAUAGCUUAACGGUGUCUAGUCGGACAAACUUUGAUGUAUGGGAACACUGGAACAGGGGAAGUUUUAAUUGUGGAAUAGGUUAAAAAUUUGGAACGUCAGACUACGAAAACGUCCCAUGUAUUUUGUCGGGCAGAACUUCCAAUUGGUGUGUUGUCCUUUCAUUAAACUCUCAUGCAAAAAUCAGACUGUUAUUUAUCACCAACGUAAUUCCUGUUAUUUGACAUGUUCUACUGUCGUGACUUAUUAAAAUGCCCAGUUGGUGUGCUAAUAGUAGUCUGAUUUUUGCAUGAGAAUUUAAUGAAAGGGUAACAAAUCAGUUGGAAGUUCUCUCCGACAAAAUACAUGGGACGUUUUCGCAGUCUGACGAUCCAAAUUUUUAACUUGUUCCCAAUUAAAACUUCCCCUGUUUUAGUGUUCCCAUACAUCAAAGUUUAUCCGACUAGACACCGUUAAGCUAUUAACAAAUUUUCAGCUUGCUAUUAAUCAACUUUUUUUUCGUACGCGGGAUGCAGACCUAUAAUAGGCAGAUAUCGUCGGCGUAUUCUAGAUCGCUUAGGCAUGUGGUUAACGUCCAUUGUAUCCCUCUUGUGUCGGAGUCUAGUUUGGAGAGAACAUAGUUUUAAUGUUUUGAAGUUAUUUCCUUGUGAACUUUUACUUUUAUCAAGGCUUUACAAUAGGGUUAACCUCGAAAUUAUAAGGUCGGAACUAGUUUAUUGACGUAUCGACUUGUACGCUGUAAACUAUACAUCAUACAUAUAAUAGCAUGACACCAUUAAUUCAAUUUCUAAAUACAUAUAAUAGUAUAUUCUUCCAUAUAUGUGGUUUUGAAUAGGAUCGUAUCCAUCUUGGUGUCUAUGCAUUUUGGAUUUAUCAUAGUUACGCGUGACGUUGCGACCCUGACAGAAAUGGUGGUGACAUCUGGUGACUGUCUCAAUUAGAAUCAAAUAGAUUUAUUCAUUGCGUUGACCAACUAUUCUUUUUUAAACGAUGGACUAGGUGAAGAUCGGUGCACUUAAUGGUGACCUUAAUUGAACUCAUCGAGAAGUUUAUCAGGUUGAUUUUUGAAAAUACACAAUCAUUAGUCUAGAGAGGAUACAGUAUCAUUUUCAUAAGAAUAAAAAAAUCACAGACACAUUGGUUAUAGAGUGAUACAAAUGAAAUAGUUUUUGACAGCAUGUUAUAUAUUUCAAACCAUUUUGUGCUGGUUGUUUUUCUUCAUCUUUAUAUAUUUCCUGUAUUUUAUCUAAAGGAUGGAUGAGGAUUUAAAUUUCUAUUUUAUCCGUUAUUUUUUAUCUUUUUAUUUAAUUUCUUUUAUAAUUGUCUCAUUUUUCUUGAUAUGUCAUCUCGCUAUUUUAUUUUUAAACUCUUUUAUACGUUAAUGCAUAAAAGCUAUAUAGCUAAAACAUUAAAUCAAAUUGCUCAUAUUAAGGUGCCAAAUUUAAAAUCUUCUCAAACGAACAAACAUUUUUUGAAACCUUUUACAAUUUAGGUAUGAUCACUUUAAUAAACGAAUCUUUAUAGAUGAAAGUGUAAUGAAAAUUUAAGAGAAAUGACCAAUUGUGUUAAAAUUAUCUUUUUAAACUAUUUAUAUGUCGUCUGCGAUUAAUAUCAGUAUAAACAUAUCUGUAAGAUACUUAUCUUCCUUUGAAUGUAUUUUAAUCCAGUCUUUAAGUAGAUAUUUUUUAUAAUUUAUGAUAAUGCUCAAACUAGCAGCAAUAAUUUAUUUGUUACAAACAAUGUUCUUAAAAACAAUAAGUGUAUUAAAAGCAGCUAGAAACGUUUACAAAUAGCAUUCAAAACUAUUAUCUUUGUAUGUCUGUAUGGUGUUUUUUUUUCAUAUAUGAGCUUUAAUUGGUGUAAUUUUUCUCAGAGGCUUCUUUCAGUGCGUCACAGUUUUUCGAUAUCUUUCUAACACAUUAAGUUGGACGUGACAUAAAAAAAGGUACGUCCGUGAUUAUAAUCAUUUAUAAUAUUUAUUCUAGUUGUUGUUAAAUGGCGCUAUAAUAAAAAAACAUGAUUUACGUAUUAUCUAUACGUCUAAAAUCUGUAAUUUAUACGACUAUACAAAUCAAAGAACAUACCUUUUUAUAAAUUAAAUAAACACGAUUGAUUUGUUUUUAUACCAAAUUGCAAAUAAAAGGGUUAUACUGCAAUAACCUUUUCAUAUUUGGCUGAUUACUUUUCUGACAACUGUCAGAUUUAACUAAAAUGCCAUGCAAGGAUUCUCUACAUUCUUAAAAUUAUAAUAUAUGACGUCAAAAUUAAUGCCACACUGAAAGACUGAGAAAAACUUUAGAUUUUAUCGUAUAGGUAAAUCAUUUUUUUUUUAUUGUAGCGCCAUCUAUCAACAACUAGAAAAAAUGUUAUACAUGUGUAUAAUCACGGACGUACCUUUUCUUCGGUUACUUGUGACGCACUGAAAAAAACCUCUGAGAAGCACAAUAUACGAACUUUAAUUUGAUGCAAAUAAUAACGUCAAUUAUUUCGCGUGUUGAAUAUGGCAACAAUGGUUACAACAUAAAUUCGGCUUCGCCAUACUAUACAGAACUUUUGAGAUAACGUUGCUUUUGAAAUAACCAGGUUCAAGUUUAGAUCUUACUUUCCUUAUUGCUCUACCGUCCCAUGAUUUGUUAAAUGUGACUCUAACCUGCUUUCAUAAAUGAGUUAAUGUUUUAAUUUUUGUGUAUUCAUAAAAUAGAUGUCCAACGACAAUAGUUCUGUAUUUUAUACAGUUUGAUAAAACAAAAAUAUCUGCUGCUCAAAUUAACUGUUAAUUUUUAGUUACGACAGUCUUAUUGGAUUUCUUAUUAAAAUUCAAAAAUAAACUGCCGAGAUAAAAUAAAAAACAAUUUUUAUAGCAAUUUUCAUAUUUUAGAAACUAAUGUUUUUAAAUAUAAAUAGGAAAUAAAACACGAAUUUACCUCUAUAACUUUCUCACAAAAUAUUCCCUAUUAUAUCUGUUGUUGAUGCUCAUAUUUUGAUGAUUUUUAGAUAUUUAUUAUUUUGUUAACUUAAAAUGUAUUUAAUAAAAAUAAUAAUUCCGCUCGAAUAUUUUAUUUUCUAUUAUAAUUAAGGUGUAUCGUUUUUGAAGAGUUUUAUAUAUAUUUUAAUUGUUUUUAAAAAUAUAUGUUUGGUCUUCAAAUCCUUUAUUUUCGUUUUUCUUGUAACAUCUGUAAAGACAACCAACUGACAAUAUUUUUAUUAUUUUAGCUCUUUUUCAUGCUAUAUUUAGGAUGCAUUUCUCAGUAAUGUUCUGUAUACUAUAGCAGCUCCAUUUCUUUUUAAACUUUUGUGUUAUAUCCACUUACGAAAUUCUUUCGUUGUAGUUCUAUAACUUUUACACUUUGACUUUCCCGUGAUACUGGUACCAAAACUAAGAAGUAUAUACAGGAUGUUUCAUUAAGAAUUGUCCUUACCGAAGUACAGAGUGUUUUAUUACGAAUAUUCUAAAAUGAUUUUAGCCCAUUGUUAAAGCACCUUUUAAUAUUAUUUGUUCAAACUUGACACAUAGUUUACACGUGUUAGAAUAGUUUAACUAGUCUUAAAAGAUAGUUUUCCGCUGUUACCAGAGGCGUGCUGUAGGGAUAUAUACUUCAUUUUCGCCCCUUUUCCCCUCACAAUCUACGCCACUGUUUUAAUAAUUAUUUCAGCAUGUUUUCGAUUCCUUGUUACUUUUUACAUACAUAUCCUUUUGUCUCAUUGCGAUAAAGUAGUUUUCAAAUUAUUUGCGUUUAAAGAUAAUGGAUUUAAUAAGAUUAUGUACUUUAAACUACAUUCAAUAAGAUUAUGUGUUUAAUACAAUAAUCUUAUUGAAUCCUUUACAUUUAAACGAAAAUAACUUGAAAACUACUUAGUCUAUCGCAUUGAGACAACAGGAUGAUAUUUACUUAAAAAGUAACGAGGAAUUAAAUAACAUGCUAAAAUUAUUAUUACGACAGUGGCGUAGAUUGAAGGGGAAAAGGGGGCGAAAAAAAAAGUAUAUAUCCCUAGAGCACGCCUCUGGCAACAGCGGAAAAUUAUCUUUUAACACUAGUUAAAGUAUCCUAACAUGUGUAUCAAGUUUGAACAAGAAAUUUUAAAAGGUGCUUUAACAGUGGUCUAAAAUCAUUUUAGAACAUUUGUAAUAAAACACUCUGUAUCUCGGUAAGGAAGAAUAUUUUAUUUAAGUGUUUUGGGUUAAAUCUUCGUAUUUUGUGCUAAGGUUUCUCCAGUUACGAUAUGGACAAUUCUUAAUUAAACACCCUGUAUAUCUUCCAUUAGACGUUUAGGUUCACUUUUUGGUAAUCACAAAAAAUAUCAGUCCCAGUUUUUUAACUUCUCUUUGGUCCUCUAAGUGUACAUGCCCAAAAUACAAAGCAAAACUAUCAAAGUUGUGAUAAUAAUUAAUAAUACAUUAAUUUAAAAAUCGUCAAAAUAUACUUCCAUUUUUGUAAAAUUAAAUUUUUAUCAUUAUAACUAUUCGUAUAGGUAUUAAGUAUAUUUGAUUGUCAACUUCCUUCUUUAAGAGUGUUGUGAUAAUUAUUGUUCUAUUAAAAGCAAUAUAUUCUUUAAGUGUAAUUGUCUUAAGCGUAUUUUCAACGAUUGUGGGUUUCUAUUAUAUACUUUAUUUUUAAUUUGUACAUACAAUUAUGAUAUUUUUAUUUUUUAUUGAAAUUCUGUGAUAAGUUUUAUUAUAUUUGAAUAAAUCUUAGUGUCAUUGUGUGA